This is a messenger RNA of Glycine soja, 1345 nucleotides long. RefSeq names its product NDR1/HIN1-like protein 13. The record is from RefSeq and is a predicted model, not a curated record. The transcript has a single exon. The coding region runs from base 71 to 1099 and encodes 342 amino acids. Gene Ontology annotation, cellular component: plasma membrane. NCBI's taxonomy places the organism in Eukaryota, Viridiplantae, Streptophyta, Magnoliopsida, Fabales, Fabaceae.
AAUAACAAUCUCUUAGCAUUGUCUUUCUGUUUCUCUUCAUUUUCCUCAUACAUUUUUGCACAACCACACCAUGUCUCGUCGAGAAACCAACCCUCAUUUUUCUAGAUCAUCACAGCCUGAAUAUGUAGAUGAUCAUGAUACCGAACCUUAUCCACUUGUGCCACGACGAAAACGCCAUGGCAAACCAUCCACACAAGUAGCUGCACCUAUACCAGUUGCAUUACCACCUGAGCAUGAAGACCGUGUUCCAUUACGAACACGACCUCAGCACGAAGAUCAUGUUCCAUUGCAACCUGCCACCAAACCUAUUCCCCAAGAUCAUCCACACCCACCACCACCUAUUCCCCAAGAGCCACGCCAUGGCAAGCAAAGAAGUCCACGUAGACAGCCAACAAACCAAGGCUUCCGGCCGGUUAAGCCAAAGGUAAAUUUUCAAGAACCUCCUCCCUCGGCCGAUGUCCCUCCCGAGCCUCGACAGCAGCCUCACCGCGAUCCCCGCCUCAGCGGUAUAAAGUUGCCUAAGGAACAGAAGUCUCAACCCUUGACAUGGUUAGGUGCUUGCUUGUGUGUAAUAUUUUGGCUCAUCAUAAUCAUAGGAGGCUUAAUAGUCCUUAUAGUGUACUUGGUUUUUCGCCCCCAAAGUCCUCAUUUUGAUGUGUCUAGUGUGACCUUAAAUGCUGCAUACCUUGACCUUGGAUAUCUACUCAAUGCUGAUCUAACAAUGCUGGCUAACUUCACAAAUCCAAACAAGAAGGUGCAUGUGGACUUCAGCUCAGUGAUCAUUUAUCUCUACUAUGGAAGUACCCUUAUUGCGACUCAAUAUGUUGAGCCUUUCAAUGCUGCAAGGCUUCAAUCAAGGUUUGCAUAUAUUCAUUUGGUAUCUAGUCAAGUUCAGCUUCCAUUAAGAGAGAGCCAGAGGCUUGUGAAACAAAUGGAAGGCAAUGGGGUUAUACUUGAAGUGAGGGGAGUUUUCAGGGCACGGUCCAAAUUGGGAAGCAUCUUAAGGUAUUCAUAUAAUCUUUAUGGCCGUUGCAGUGUCAUGCUAACACGCCCUCCUGAUGGCAUUUUGCUCAAAAAGAAAUGCAGAACAAAGCGCUGAAGCAAUAAUUUAGCACCACAGAUGAUGAUUCUAUGUCAUUGGUAUUCUUUUUUUUAGUCCUUGAAAAUUGGGGGGUUUUGGUCUUUCUUAAUUUGCCUAUUCUUCCUGAAAAUAACAUCUUUGAAGGUUAGCCUUUUUGUUUUUCCCUCCCAACUACAUGUAGUUUUGUUAAACCACAAAUUUGUAUCUUAUUUUUCUUCUUCUCGAGAAUUAUUCGAGAUUAUUUAUUAUAAACUAGUAACAACU